AUGUCAUUCCCCAAAUCGCAGCCGGACUGGAGUAAUCUUAAUGUCCUCCAUCGAAACACGCUGCCCACACGCGCUCACUUCUUUCCGUACGCUAGUAAGGAAGACGCACUCUCCUUCGAUCGCCAAAAAGCACGGAUAAAACUACUGAACGGCACCUGGAGGUUCCGGCAUGAUAUUUCCCCUCUCCAAGUUCCUGCAUGGAACGCCCUCGAUCCCCUUACCUGGGCCAAUAUCAAGGUCCCUGGUAUGUGGCAACUUCAAGGCUAUGGGCGUCCUUUAUACAGCAAUGUCAACUAUCCUUUCCCUGUUAAUCCGCCAGACGUUCCGCUUCUGAACGAGACAGGAACAUAUUGGCGGCAAUUCACUACGCCCCAAGACUGGCAGGAUCAGCAGAUUCGAUUGCGUUUUGAGGGUGUUGACAGCGCCUUUCAUGUGUGGAUAAAUGAAGUUGAAGUUGGCUAUAAUCAAGGUAGUAGGAAUGCCAGCGAAUUCGACAUCACCUCAUUUUUGAAGGACACAGGGAACAUCAAUACUAUUGGUGUUCGCGUCUACGAGCUCUGUGACGGCUCCUACCUUGAACGACAGGAUCAAUGGCUUCUGCCAGGAAUUUUCAGAGAUGUCUACUUGCUUGCCUUCCCACCAGUUUCAAUAACAGGCUUUACCGUUCGAACUGAAGUUGACGGAAAUCUAGCAAAUGCAACAGUACAUGUCAAUGUCUGCCUCCAAGGGGUCGAUAUUGAGGAUAUCAAUCUCGAGCUAAGGGACCCAAACGCACAACUCCUCUACGCGAAGCAGUUCAAAUCCGUCGAAACUGGCACUAUAGUAGUCCGAGAUCACGACUUGGAGCUUUGGUCAGCUGAGAAACCUGUUCUUUACAGCUUACUCCUGAGCAUGGGUAACUCCUACAUCUCACAUCGUAUUGGCUUUCGUCGGAUCGAAAUGAAGGGGCCCAAUUUCCUGGUCAAUGGGAGACCCCUGGUCCUUAGCGGUGUGAACAGACACGAGCAUCACCAUCUCUAUGGUCGAGCAGUGCCGUAUGAAGAUAUGCGCGCGGAUAUUGUCUUGAUGAAGCAGCAUAACGUAUAA
Messenger RNA from Fusarium subglutinans, 1086 nucleotides. RefSeq names its product glycoside hydrolase family 2 n-terminal. Gene Ontology annotation, molecular function: beta-galactosidase activity. The record is from RefSeq and is a predicted model, not a curated record. Gene Ontology annotation, biological process: lactose catabolic process. The transcript has a single exon. Lineage: Eukaryota; Fungi; Ascomycota; Sordariomycetes; Hypocreales; Nectriaceae. Bases 1 to 1086 code for a protein of 361 amino acids. Gene Ontology annotation, cellular component: beta-galactosidase complex.